UUAUAAGUAUGUUCUCCAAAUACUCAUCAAUCGUGUAUUUUUUGAAAUAUACAAAACAUCACAAUCAAAACUUUAACAAUAUCUGUAUACUCAAUACUAAAUAUUCAAAACAAGAUUUCAUCCUCAUCCAUUUCCUCCAUAACCCCUCAUCCCACAAACCCCCCUCCUCUCCACCAACUUCCAAACCCCCCAUCUCCUCAUCAUGACCCCCAUCUCUAUCCCCUCCUUCCCCAACCCCUCCUUCUCUAUCCACCCCUGCACCCCCGCCGACCUCCCCUCCAUGCUCACCAUCUACGACCUCGCCUUCGCAAUCGACCCCUUCCGCCUAGCCCGCUGGCCCUCCUCCCAAGUUUCCCCCUCCGUAUUCACCUCCUGGCUCACCAAAGUCUUCACCAAGUAUCUCCAUGCCCCUCAUACACACACCUGGAAACUUGUGGAAAAUUCCACAGGGAAUAUGGCAGGCUGGACGCAUUGGGCCGAACCGCAUGUGGUGAGUAGGGAAGAAGAAGAGCGAAACAAAAUAGAAGAGGAGAAGGAAGAGAGGGAGAGGAAGGAGAGGGGCGAAGGAAAGUUCCCGGAAGGUUCGGUAUUGGAUAUAUGUGAAGCGAAGACACGGGGCUGGGAUGAACUGAGGGAGAAGUGGUAUAAGAGAGGAGAAAUGUUUUUAAUCUACUUCCUCUCCAUUUCUCCCAACUACCAAAAACUCGGCCUCGGCACCCUCCUGCUCACCGCUAUCACAAAUCUCGCAGAUGCCCAGGCGAAAAGUAGUUAUUUGGAAGCAACGGCUGCAGGGUAUCCAGUGUAUGUGCGCGCGGGGUUUAAGGAGGUAGAUUGUAUGGAGGUGGAUUUGGGGGAACAUGGGGUGGGCAGGAAUUGGGCGAUGAUUAGAAGUGGGGAAAAGGAGUAG
Molecule: messenger RNA, 907 nt
Organism: Botrytis byssoidea
Lineage: Eukaryota; Fungi; Ascomycota; Leotiomycetes; Helotiales; Sclerotiniaceae
Exons: 2
Coding region: 203-907 (234 amino acids)
Molecular function (GO): acyltransferase activity, transferring groups other than amino-acyl groups
Source: RefSeq, a predicted model, not a curated record